Aplosporella prunicola CBS 121167 is the source of this 1158-nucleotide messenger RNA. RefSeq lists its product as uncharacterized. The transcript has 2 exons. The record is from RefSeq and is a predicted model, not a curated record. NCBI's taxonomy places the organism in Eukaryota, Fungi, Ascomycota, Dothideomycetes, Botryosphaeriales, Aplosporellaceae. The coding region runs from base 1 to 1158 and encodes 385 amino acids. Gene Ontology annotation, biological process: transmembrane transport.
AUGACACGCCUCGCCGACCUCGCCCCGCGCACCGGCCGCGGCCCUGCCAUCUGCCCGACCGACGACGACGCCAUCACGCCCAAGCCUGCCGCCAGCGUCUCCAAGACGGACAAGCAGAGCUGGGAGUACAUAGUCAAGAGCGGCGUAGCGGGGGGCGUAGCAGGAUGCGCGGCCAAAACCGUCGUCGGGCCCCUCGACCGCGUCAAGAUCCUCUUCCAAGCCUCAAACCCGCAGUUCGCCAAAUACACCGGGUCGUGGUUCGGGCUGACGCACGCCAUGCGCGACAUCUACAGCCACAACGGCAUGCGCGGCCUCUUCAAGGGGCACUCGGCAACACUGCUGCGCAUCUUCCCGUACGCGGGCAUCAAGUUCCUAGCCUACGAGCAGAUCCGGGCGCGCAUCAUCCACUCGCCCGCCCAGGAAACCCCCGUCCGCCGCUUCGUCAGCGGCUCCCUCGCCGGCACCGUCUCGGUCUUCUGCACCUACCCGCUCGAGGUGAUCCGCGUGCGCCUCGCGUUCGAGACGCAAGAGUCCGGCGCCGCGCGCUCGACGCUGUCGUCCAUCUGCCGCAAAAUCUACAACGAGCGCCCGCCGCCGCCCGCAGCAGCCUCGGCCUCCGCUUCCGCCGUCGGCAAGCCCCUGGCUUCGGCCGCUGCGACCGUCCACACCAUAACCCCGCGCGCCGGCCUCGCCAACUUCUUCCGCGGCUUCACGCCCACGCUGUGGGGCAUGCUGCCGUACGCGGGGUCCUCGUUCCUCACGCACGACAGCCUCUCGGACCUCCUGCGGCAUCCGCGCAUCGCGGCAUACACGACCAUUCCCUCCCCAACCAACCCCCACAACACCACCUCCCAUGCCUCCACGCACAAGCCCGCUCCCCUAAAAUACUGGGCCGAGCUCAGCGCCGGCGGCCUCGCCGGCUUCGUGUCCCAGACCGUCUCGUACCCGCUCGAAGUCGUGCGCCGCCGGAUGCAGGUCGGCGGGGUGGUGGGCGACGGGCACAGGCUGGGGAUGCUGGAGGUGGCGUCGCGGAUCUGGCUAGAGCGGGGUUGGAGAGGCUUUUUUGUCGGGUUGGCGAUUGGCUAUGUCAAGGUGAUUCCGUUGGCUGCGACGAGCUUUUAUGUUUAUGAGAGGGGGAAGUACGUCCUGGGUAUUUAG